AUGAAUCAAAACGCCGAUCGCAAAUACAUUUAUCCCAAACUUCCCCCCGGUGCCAUCAGCAAAUCCACUGUCAUCGUUCUCGCAACUGGCCUUGCAGGAUAUACGGCUCUCGAAUUACUUUAUGGAUCAGAAACAUUCUAUAAAAAGGCAGUGAUGCCAAUGGUUCAUAAAUUUGUGGAUGGUGAGGAUUCACAUCGAUGGGCAGUGCGAGCGGCUUCGUGGGGACUGUUACCUCGUUUUGGAUGGAAUAGAAAAGAGUAUCCAGAAUUGAAGUGUGAAUUAUUCGGAAGAGAAUUCAGAAAUCCUAUUGGAUUAGCAGCCGGAUUUGAUAAAGAUGGCCAAGCAAUCACUCAACUCGCCAAAAACUCUGGUUUUGGUCUCAUUGAGAUCGGAUCAGUCACUCCGAUUCCGCAACCAGGCAACAAUCGUCCUCGAGUUUUUCGAUUGCUAGAAGACGAAGGUGUUAUCAAUAGAUAUGGAUUCAAUAGCGAUGGAGUUGGAAGAGUUCAUCAAAGAGUUCGAAGCGCUAGAGAUGCGUGGGUACCCGAACAAUAUGCUUAUUUUGGAGUUAAUCUUGGAAAAAACAAGCUGACAGAAGACGCCAAAUUGGAUUACGAAAUCGGUGUUAAUUAUUUCGCUCCUCACUGUGACUAUUUGGUGCUGAAUGUCUCUUCCCCAAAUACACCGGGACUCAGGAGUAUGCAGAAGAAAAGUGAUUUGGAGAAACUUUUAGCGUAUGUGAAAGAAUCACUUGAUAUGCACAAACUGGAGAAAAGACCUCAAAUUUUCCUUAAAAUUGCUCCUGAUCUUAUCGAUUCGGAAAUGAAGGACAUCGCACAUGUCGUUACAAACAAGAAGUUUGGAGUCGACGGAAUAAUUGUGUCGAACACGACAAUAGCGAGACCAGAUUAUUUGAAAUCUGAGAACAAGGCAGAAACGGGUGGACUGAGUGGUGCUCCAGUAAGAGAAAUCAGCACAGAAUGUAUCCGUAAAAUGUACAAACUCACCAAUGGCCAGAUUCCGAUCAUUGGGUGUGGAGGAGUAUUCAGCGGGGAAGAUGCUUAUGAAAAGAUUCGGUAUAAUCGAAGAAAUGCAAUUGAUUCCAAUUAUAACAUUUUUAGUGCCGGAGGCAGUCUAGUUCAAUUGUAUUCUGCAUUCGUGUACGAAGGGUUUCCAGUUAUUGGAAAAAUCAAGCGGGAAUUGUCAGAAUUGCUCAAGCGGGAUGGAUUCGCGCAUGUAUCGGAAGCAGUUGGAGCUGACCACCGACCGAAACAAAAUUAG
Caenorhabditis briggsae is the source of this 1281-nucleotide messenger RNA. It is a transcript of the gene Cbr-dhod-1, whose product is annotated as Protein CBR-DHOD-1. The coding region runs from base 1 to 1281 and encodes 426 amino acids. Gene Ontology annotation, molecular function: dihydroorotate dehydrogenase activity. The transcript has 3 exons. NCBI's taxonomy places the organism in Eukaryota, Metazoa, Nematoda, Chromadorea, Rhabditida, Rhabditidae. Gene Ontology annotation, cellular component: cytoplasm; mitochondrial inner membrane. Gene Ontology annotation, biological process: 'de novo' pyrimidine nucleobase biosynthetic process; pyrimidine ribonucleotide biosynthetic process. The record is from RefSeq and is a predicted model, not a curated record.